UGUUAAUUUUGCCAGACUCCUCGUCUCUCGUCUCUCUCUCUCGUUACUCAAAUUCCUUCUGUCGCUCGUCUGUUUUUCGGUUUCAUCGCUAUUCACUUUUGAAAACUGUGCAGCGAAAUUCUGGGCUUUCUGCGGUUUUAUAACGAAAAGUUGCCGGUAUAUCGUACAAAUACCAGGCAACAAAAAUUUCAGGAAUCGUCUCUUUCUCCCUUGCCAUGCCACCUUAUCUUGUUUGUCCUAUCACUGAAACUAGGAUUAGGGCUUUGAAAAAACCUUUUUUUUUGGCCUCAUCCCAUAGAUAAACGAGCCAAGCUUCAUUAUUCGCCAUAGUCUCUCUGAUUCUUUCGAAGUGUUUGAGACCAUGGCUUCUUCAAUGGCUUCUGUUCUUUUACAGUCCUCAAGCUUAUGUAAUUCUCUUACAAAGACCAUUUAUAGAGGAAAUUAUGGGUUUAUUACCAGAAAUAGAAGGUACCCAUUUAGUCUUAUUCCUAAAGCUUUGGCCUUUCAAAACAAUGGCCUUUGUAGAAGCUUCAGGGAUGUUAAAGGCACAAGGAAAUCACUGGUUUUAGGAAGAGGGGAACUUCUGAUAAGAUUUUACAGUUCUAAAGGUUCCCCUGGGAUGAAUGAUCCAGAAAAGGAUUCAGGAGUAGGUUGGCCGAUUCUUCGGAGAUGGGAUGUUCCAUGGAAAUGGCAAACUGUGUUUCUCACCAUGUUUGCAUGUGCAAUAAGCUUUGUUUUGACAGGAUUGGUGGAGACAGCAGUUGUACCAUAUCUAGGGUUCAAACUAGAGGACUUGAGUUUAGAUGACAAGGCUGAACUCCUCUUUGUGGACCAGUUCAUUGUAACUGCUGUUAUACUUGGAGUUGUUUAUGGUUUCACUGGCAUUUUCAAACCACUUCCAGAUGACAUUUUCUGCUACAAAUUGAAGGAUCCAUUCAAUCUACAGAAUGGGUGGCUUCUAUGGGCAGGGGUUGGCCUUGUUGGUGCGACUCUUGCAAUAACUUUGACAGGAGCUAUCCAAGCCUUAUUAAAUGGCGAGAACCCACAAAGAGAGACUGAUGCAUUGGUUCGCUUGCUACCCUUAAUUGGCAGUUCAAGUAUCAGCACUGCCUGUCUGGUGGGCAUAACUGGGGUUCUUGCGCCAGUUCUUGAGGAAACUGUAUUUCGAGGGUUUCUGAUGGUCUCACUAACAAAGUGGGUUCCGACACCAGUUGCUGUGCUUCUGAGUGCGGCAGUUUUCGCCAUUGCCCAUCUUACUCCCGGGGAAUUUCCCCAGCUUUUUAUACUUGGUAGGGUCUUUGUGUGUGUGUGUGAAAGAGAGAGCACUCUGAAUCAAUUUGUUCUUGUUUUAUGGUUACAAUUGGUCUUUUUCCUUGAGUAUGACAGGAGCUGCUUUGGGGUUGGCUUACGCUCAGACUCACAAUCUUCUUACUCCAAUAACAAUACAUGCUUUCUGGAACUCAGGGGUGAUCGUUCUGUUAACUUUCCUCCAGGUGAUAAGUUGCUCGUCCACCUCAGUUUUGAGAGAGAGAAGCGAAUACUCUCGAGUCUUUUCAAAAGAAUGAAAGACUUGUAUUUUAUUAGCUCUGAUCUUCUUUGUUUUGUGGUGUUUCUUCUUAGAAGCAGCAUCUCUGUGUUCUCACUCAUUAAACUCAUUUUCGAGAUUCAACGUGAAAGGGUCUUACAUUUAAAUGGCUUUUGCAGGUUCAAGGAUAUGAUAUACGUGAGCUAAUACAGGGAUCCUAACCAUUUAUGGUCGGUGAAUAUCCUUGUUCACAGAAGAGUUCAAUGCAUAAGCCUGUCUGCUCAGUCGAGACUGUGAUUUGUGUAAACAAUUUUUGUUCUUUUUCUCAAUGGUCUCUGAGCAGGGUUUUUAUGGCCUCACAUAGUUAGGCAGAAGUUUCAUUGUAUUAUUGUCUAGUGCUAAAUGAGAUCCAGAGGGAUGCAUUAAGCAAGAUUGUAAAUGGUUAUAUUGUUAAUUAGAAAAUUAAGUUUUGCUAGGCAGAUGGUAGUUUUAAUAGAUAACUAAUAAA
Messenger RNA from Amborella trichopoda, 2033 nucleotides. RefSeq names its product CAAX amino terminal protease family protein. The record is from RefSeq and is a predicted model, not a curated record. NCBI's taxonomy places the organism in Eukaryota, Viridiplantae, Streptophyta, Magnoliopsida, Amborellales, Amborellaceae. Gene Ontology annotation, biological process: CAAX-box protein processing. Gene Ontology annotation, cellular component: membrane. Gene Ontology annotation, molecular function: metalloendopeptidase activity.